Messenger RNA from Tripterygium wilfordii, 2012 nucleotides. RefSeq lists its product as uncharacterized. The record is from RefSeq and is a predicted model, not a curated record. The transcript is spliced from 4 exons. Lineage: Eukaryota; Viridiplantae; Streptophyta; Magnoliopsida; Celastrales; Celastraceae. Bases 295 to 1854 code for a protein of 519 amino acids.
AUUGAUGAGAGCAUUUGCUCUAUCAGAAAAGUUUUGUUUCCUGCACACCAAACAAUUACUUCCUUCAAUUAGUCCUCCUGGACCAUCUUUUCUUGGAGCUUUGUGUACAUAUCUAGUUAUUUGUUCUAUUGAAAAAUCUGUUCUAGCUAUAUAGAGUCCAAGAUCCUCUUUUUCUAGACACAUACUGGUUAUAUCAGGUUGAUUCAGUUUGUUGCUUACGAUUCUGCAGGUAAACCUUUUUGCAUUUGGAUAUCUAAAGAAAAUACAUCCCAUUGAGAGGGGAACCAGCAGAGAAUGGCAUCUCUAACACCAGGUGUUCUACUAAAGCUUCUCCAAGGCAUAGAUUCAAAUGUUAAAGUUCGUGGAGAAUAUCGUUCUGUCCUUCUACAAGUUAUCAGCAUUGUGCCUGCUCUUUCUGGGUCUGAACUGUGGCCUAAUCAAGGUUUUUUCAUCAAAGUAUCUGAUUCCUCUCAUUCAACAUAUGUUUCACUUUUAAAGGAAGACAAUGAGCUUAUCUUGAACAAUAAGUUACAACUAGGCCAGUUCUUCUAUGUCGAUAGAGUCGAAGCUGGAACUCCAGUUCCUAUCCUGGUGGGUGUUAGACCGGUCCCAGGACGAAAUCCUUUCGUAGGGAAUCCCAAGGACUUGAUGCAAAUGUUGGUUCCAUCCGAAGGCCCUGUGUCAGUUGAUCAAAAGCCAAGGGAAUUAGUGGAAAUGAAAGAGGAAACCCCAAGACAAAGGAUUGUUAUCAAAGAAGAAAAGGCGGUUGUUGCAUCCCGGUAUAUGCAAGGUGUUUUGAACUCAAACUCAAAGGCCAGUGGAGCAAAUUCUGGUGGGGAGAAUGAUAAUUGUGGUAAGAAUAUUGCACCGGUGAAAGCAAAGCAGCAGGAGCCCAAAGUUCAGGCACACUCUACGAUUCCUCCGCGCAAUCGUCCUAAUACUGUUUCAUCAAGGGAAGAGUCUCCUGCAUCUUACACCAAAGAGAGUUCAGUGCUUCCUAGGAGCAUAUCUGCAAGACGACACUCCAAUAGACCGGAAAACAUGGAUUCCAAAUUCUUGGAAAGCAAAGUAGAUAAAGACUUUUCGUCUGAGGCAACAUUAUGGACUUCUCUGCCUGCUAACCUCCUGAAGCCUGGAAAGGUAAUGCUUAGGAGAAGACAUCUUGCUUCUCUGGUUGCAGCAGAAGCUCAAAAGGAAGCUUUGACAGCUGCAACCCUUGUCAAGUGUCUUAGUACGUUUGCAGAUUUAUGCUCCUCUGCCUCUCCGGAGAACCCCCACACCUCUCUGGCCAAGUUCUUCACACUUCAACAGCUGAUCGACAAACCCAAUGAAACAACUCCAUUAAAGGAUAAAUCACUCCAGUUAUCCACUCACAUCGCUGUUUCAGAGACGGACAAGCAAACCAAAAAGGCUGGCCUCAUUCCAGGUAGAAGUACAGUGAAGGCUUCCAAACCCUUUAUAGAAUUAAGUGGAACCGAGAAGCUAGAAUGGGCAAAGGGGGAUGGUGCAAAAGAGGUGAAAGAACUGAGAGACAAUCUCAUCAAUGAAACUAGAAUAUGGUUUUUGAGAUUCUUGGAGGAAGCACUGGAUGCCGGGUUUCGUGUUAAUACACAGGAAAUUAAAGGUAAGGACAAUGCUAAGCGACGAAUGGAACCAGAGAAUCAUAUUGCUGUCAUAUUGUCUCAGUUAAAGCAUGCAAAUCAAUGGUUGGACAAAGUUAGGAGCAAUUUAAGCUCAGAGAACAGUGGACUAAUUGAGGCUGUUGAUCGGCUAAAGCAAAAGGUCUAUACUUGCCUCCUAUCUCAUGUAGAUUCUGCUGCAUCGGCCCUGGAGAACCGGUCUGAUCAUAGUUAAAAUCACCUAUAACUCUACAUGCUCUAGUAUUUAUGAAUAAAUUGUUUAACCCCAAAACUUGUCAAUGUUGCUGAAUAUUUGGCUGAAAAUAUUUAUACUGUGAAUUAUAUAUGUAAUGUCAUUUGCAUAGAGGAUAAUUAACUACAGUCUACAGGUCA